AUGGCCUCGACAGGCUCUAAGAGCGUACUCAUCCUAGGCGGCAAUGGUAAAACGGCCAAGGCUCUGACCGUCCUACUCGCGAGGAAGCAACACAAGAUCUACAGUGUCGUCCGUCAGGAGAGCCAGGCUUCUGCUAUAUCAUCUCUAGGUGCUCAGCCUAUCAUAAAAGACCUCGAAAAGGCAACAGUAGAAGAACUCAGCCGCAUCAUCGAUGAGACUAAAUCCGAGAUCAUAGUAUGGGCCGCUGGAGCAGGUUACGGCGAUCCAUCCGCACCAGAACGAGUCGACCAUCAAGCUGCUGUACGAACUUACGACGCAGCAGCUCAGAGCGGUAAAGGCAAGCGCGUUAUCGUCAUUAGUGCGCUAGAUGUUCGCGACCGGAGCAAGGCAGUUCCAGAUUGGUAUAACGACGCCGACAAGGCUGGGAGCGAAAGGUUGUGGAAGGUGCUUGACCCAUACAUGCACGCGAAACUUGAAGCAGACAAAGAUCUAGUGACGAGAAAUGCAGAGCGCGAACUGAAAUGGACAAUUGGAAGGUUGAUGCGGGCAGGAUACAUUUUGGAAAGGCUGUGA
This is a messenger RNA of Lithohypha guttulata, 573 nucleotides long. RefSeq lists its product as uncharacterized. The transcript has 2 exons. The record is from RefSeq and is a predicted model, not a curated record. Lineage: Eukaryota; Fungi; Ascomycota; Eurotiomycetes; Chaetothyriales; Trichomeriaceae. Bases 1 to 573 code for a protein of 190 amino acids.